Molecule: messenger RNA, 744 nt
Organism: Archocentrus centrarchus (flier cichlid)
Lineage: Eukaryota; Metazoa; Chordata; Actinopteri; Cichliformes; Cichlidae
Product: nuclear factor interleukin-3-regulated protein-like
Exons: 1
Coding region: 1-744 (247 amino acids)
Biological process (GO): regulation of DNA-templated transcription; circadian rhythm
Cellular component (GO): nucleus
Molecular function (GO): DNA binding; DNA-binding transcription factor activity
Source: RefSeq, a predicted model, not a curated record
AUGGAGCCCCUAUCACUGGCUUUUCAUGGGGGCCAAGAAAACCAUGUUUCACAUGUGGAAAAUGAUCUGGUACGCAAAGGACCCCGUCGCAAGAGGGAAUUCAUACCUGAAGAAAAGAAGGAUGCCCUCUACUGGGAGAAACGUCGCAAGAAUAACGAGGCAGCCAAGCGGUCACGGGAGAAGAGAAGGAUGAAUGACUAUGUGCUGGAGACUCAUCUUAUGGCUCUGAAAGAAGAAAAUGCCAGGCUCAGUGCUGAAUUAAUGGCCAUCAAGCUUCACUUUGGCUUGGUUCACCCUGCAGCCUACACAGGCCACCAAAGUAACCAACUGCAAUGCCAUUUCAACAGCAGCACCCAGCCUUUAAGUGCCGCUAGUACCCAUCAACAUUCCCUACAGAGAAACUACUACUGGGGUGGUAGAGAAUCUUCUCUUAUGACCAAUCACCAACCUUCAAACCCUGUUUUGAUUCCUGCAUAUGCCCUCCAUACCAUGAGAGGCUAUUCAGUUUUCAACAGAUCAGCUACUAGUGGCUCUGGCCUCCUUACUCCCCUUGUCCUUCCUCGAAAUCUCCUGCCAACCCAGUCACCCCUACUGAAGCCCAUACCAACGAGAGUCCUCUCAGAUGAAGAGGAGGAGCAGCAGGUUCCAGGAGUGCUGUCCAUGUCGUGCCCAGUUCCACCUCAUAAAAUAACCACCAAAAGAGGAGAAACCCAUUCUCCACAAAGACAAUAUGUGUCUGACUGA